ACUCAUAUAUGUAUAUAUUUAUCCUUGGCGAUGCAAACGGAAUUAAUCAAUUUUCCACGAGCCGAGAAAAUCGGCGAAGGCACAUAUGGCAUUGUGUACAAGGCGUGCAACAAUCGAACCGGCCAGGUUGUUGCACUUAAGAAAAUCCGUCUCGAAGGAGAAUCAGAAGGCGUUCCCUCGACUGCUAUACGGGAAAUAUCUUUAUUAAAAAACCUUAAACACAAAAAUGUUGUACAGCUUUUUGAUGUGGUUAUAUCAGGCAAUAAUCUCUACAUGAUAUUCGAGUACCUUAACAUGGAUCUUAAAAAACUCAUGGAUAAAAAGAAGGAUGUUUUUACACCACAGCUCAUAAAAAGCUACAUGCAUCAAAUAUUCGAUGCGCUGGAUUUUUGCCACACAAAUCGCAUACUUCACCGCGACCUGAAACCGCAAAAUCUGCUCGUUGAUACAGAAGGCAAUAUUAAGCUGGCAGACUUCGGCUUGGCGCGAGCGUUCAAUGUACCCAUGCGAGCUUACACACAUGAGGUAGUUACACUUUGGUAUAGGGCGCCUGAAAUACUGUUGGGUACCAAGUUCUAUUCCACGGGCGUGGACAUUUGGAGUCUUGGGUGCAUAUUUGCUGAGAUGAUCAUGCGACAUUCGCUGUUUCCAGGUGACAGCGAAAUCGAUCAGUUGUAUCGCAUCUUUCGCACACUAAGUACACCGGACGAAAGUAAAUGGCCAGGUGUUACACAGCUGCCAGACUUUAAGCCUAAGUUUCCAAAAUGGGAAGAACCCAAUAUACCGGCAGCGUUACGUGAACACGAAGCUCAUGAUCUCAUUAUGUCAAUGCUGUGCUACGAUCCGAAUCAACGCAUAUCUGCAAAGGAUGCACUGCAACAUCCAUACUUCCAGAAUGUGCAGCAUGUUCAGAAUGUGGCGUUGCCUGUGGACCCCAAUGCUGGCAAUGCUUCGCGGAUUACGAAGCUCAUUUGACUCAUAGUUUACUGUCAACAUAAUAGCUAUCACGUUUUUUGUGAUUGUAAAGUAAGUUCACACAUCUACCUCAAUUUUGAUAAAUCUAGCACAAUUAUAGAACAUUUUACUCUAUGUA
Drosophila navojoa is the source of this 1093-nucleotide messenger RNA. It is a transcript of the gene Cdk2, whose product is annotated as Cyclin-dependent kinase 2. NCBI's taxonomy places the organism in Eukaryota, Metazoa, Arthropoda, Insecta, Diptera, Drosophilidae. Gene Ontology annotation, molecular function: cyclin binding; cyclin-dependent protein serine/threonine kinase activity; ATP binding. Gene Ontology annotation, cellular component: cyclin-dependent protein kinase holoenzyme complex; nucleus; cytoplasm. Gene Ontology annotation, biological process: regulation of gene expression; signal transduction; regulation of G2/M transition of mitotic cell cycle. The record is from RefSeq and is a predicted model, not a curated record.